Molecule: messenger RNA, 1712 nt
Organism: Pongo pygmaeus (Bornean orangutan)
Lineage: Eukaryota; Metazoa; Chordata; Mammalia; Primates; Hominidae
Exons: 7
Coding region: 1-1149 (382 amino acids)
Source: RefSeq, a predicted model, not a curated record
AUGGGGCCAGGAGAACUGGCCCUUGCAGCAAGUGAAAAGCCUAUUAUUGACUCCCUCCCUAGCCAUGUAGACAGUGAACCAAGACACUCAUAUCAGCUACCCUUCUUCAGCCCGCAACACACAGACCUGGCGGGGAGGUCGCUGUUACCAGCCCCCACUCUGAUGAGAAGACUGCCUAGCCCCAGGCGCUGUAGCGCCCCGGUGAGGUCGCCGAACAACCGACGCCUGCGCGCCCUUGUGACGUCUCAGGGGACCGCCACUCACGCGGAGCCAAUCGGAACUCGCGGCGGGGCUGCUGGGUCUUCCAGGAGCGCGCAUGAGCGGACGCUGGCUACGGGUGGCCGGUGGGGAUGUAACCGGCUGCUGAGCUGGCAGUUUUGUGUCCCGAGGCUUCGGCCCGGCCGCAGCCGCACAUACGCUGCGAGGAGGAGCUUUACGACUUCCCGGUCUUUGGGGCCGGGCGCAGCAAGGGCCAGACUCUGCCCUAGCAGGCGCUGCGCGCCAACCGGCUGGCACCUGUCGCAGAAGGUGCAACCGAUCGCACUGUCGCGCAGAAGCUCCUCAAUGGCCAGCUCCAGCUGCAGCCCCAGCCGCCCACUCGCCUCUCCUGAGCCUGGGUUUUGUUUGGUGACGCUUUCAGGACCACAGUUUUCCAUCUCUAGAGGAGAAAGAAGCAUCCAGAUGCCACAUCCUCCUGCCCGGCCCAGCCUCCUUCUCCUCACCAGAUGCCACAUCCUCCUGUCCGGCCCGGCCUCCUUCUCCUCACCAGAUGCCACAUCCUCCUGCCCGGCCCGGCCUCCUUCUCCUCACCGGAUACCACAUCCUCCUGCCCGGCCCGGCCUCCUUCUCCUCACCAGGUGCCACAUCCUCCUGUCCGGCCCAGCCUCCUUCUCCUUAAGCAGGUGCCACAUCCUCCUGCCCGGCCCGGCCUCCUUCUCCUCACCAGCUCAGCAUUUGCUUCUGGGAGGACUCGACCCUAGACACUCACGUAAAAGAGGAUGCCCAUGUACAGAUGUGGAAGCCGGCCCUCCGAGCUGGGAUUCAGACCCAGCCUUAAGUCAGCGAGAACAUGAAGUCGGUGACCCAGCAUCCAGGUCCCCGGAUUUGCCACCUGUGUCCUUUGGUGGGGCUUCCCUUGGUAAAGCUUGAAAGAAUAAGAGGAUCUUAACAUAAUUUUAAAACUGGAAGAGACCCUGGUGACUGUGUCAUCUGAAGUCCUCAUUCUACCGUGGAGGAAGUGCGGGCCCAGAGAGAAGGGAGGUCCUCGUUGGCACAGCCGGUGAGCGGCAGGUGCAUCCCGGAGCCCGGGUUUCCGGCGCCCUCUCUGUCUGCUGCCGAGCGUCCACGUCUGUUCGGUUGUUUUUGCACACUCCUGGCUCCCAGUUAGACCGCUGCUCCCAGGCGGAACCUCUGCCACAGGGGACACAUACAUGCGGUCACCAUGGGGACCAAAUGAGGGUGGGCCAUCUUCUCAGACAGGGUGGGCCCACAAAGCUCUCCAACGCGGGGUUCUGACAGAAAGCCCAACCCAGGCCGAAAGCCAUCUUUUAAAAUAAAGUUUACUGGGUUUCUUUUUUCAUUAUAAAGUAAUGCACACUGUCCACGGAGAUAUGAAAAUACUUAAAAGUAGAGAGAAGAAAAACAUCAUCAAUGUUUCACCACCCAGGAACAACCCUAUUAAUGCGUUGAGAGAUUUUUGGCUUGUUCCUCAU